ACUAAUUUCUUAGUUUCGGAGAAACAAUCCCACAAAGUUUCAAACUUUUGGCAAAUUAAGCUGUUUUUUUUAGGUUUUAAAUGUUUUUCCGAUGAUGAAGCGGCGAUGAUUGUCGUCGUUGGAGAUAGAUGGAAAUUAGAUCGGAGACUACUCUGAUGCGGAGUGAUUAUAAGCCUCCUCUGAGUCAAGCAAUUCCCAAAGCUCGAUUACAAGUUUGGUUCUUUAGAGUUUGUUCUUGCAUUUUGGUUUGGACUUGUUUGAUUCAGCUCUUUUGGCAUUCCCAAAUCUUCACUGGUUUAACCAAUCACAUUUCUAGAUUCUCUCUCCCGGUUGAAUCAGUUCCAUUACCGCCUCCUCCUCGAAGGAAUUAUACAAGUAAUGGGAUUUUACUAGUUUCUUGUAAUGGUGGUUUGAAUCAAAUGCGUGCUGCGAUUUGUGAUAUGGUUACUGUUGCUAGGCUAUUGAAUUUGACUCUUGUUGUUCCUGAGCUUGAUAAAAAAUCAUUCUGGGCUGAUCCAAGUGACUUUGAGGACAUUUUUGAUGUAAAGCAUUUCAUUGAUUCGUUAAGAGAUGAAGUUAGGAUCAUAAGGAGACUUCCUAAACGGUAUAGUAAGAAGUACGGAUACAAAUUGUUCGAAAUGCCGCCUGUGAGCUGGUCCAACGACAAAUAUUACUUGCAACAGGUAUUGCCACGAUUCAGUAAACGUAAAGUUAUACAUUUCGUUAGGAGUGAUACGCGAUUGGCGAACAAUGGUCUUUCUCUUGACCUUCAAAGGCUGAGAUGUCGAGUUAAUUUUCAAGGACUGAAAUUCACUUCGCGGAUUGAGGCUUUGGGAUCAAAGUUAGUUCGGAUUCUUCAACAAAGAGGGUCUUUUGUGGCUUUGCAUCUGAGAUAUGAGAUGGACAUGUUGGCUUUCUCUGGUUGCACUCAUGGUUGUACCGAGGAAGAAGCUGAAGAACUCAAAAAGAUGAGGUAUGCAUAUCCAUGGUGGAGAGAGAAAGAGAUAGUCUCAGAAGAAAGGAGAGUGCAAGGACUGUGUCCUCUAACACCGGAGGAGGCGGUUUUGGUCCUUAAAGCAUUGGGGUUUCAGAAGGAUACACAGAUAUACAUUGCAGCUGGUGAGAUUUAUGGUGGUGCAAAGAGAUUAGCCCUUCUAAAGGAAUCAUUUCCACGAAUUGUGAAAAAGGAAAUGCUAUUAGAUCCAACAGAAUUACAACAGUUUCAGAACCAUUCAUCUCAAAUGGCAGCUCUAGAUUUCAUAGUAUCUGUAGCCAGCAACACUUUUAUUCCUACCUAUUAUGGAAACAUGGCAAAAGUUGUUGAAGGUCAUCGAAGGUAUCUCGGGUUUAAGAAAACAAUCUUGCUAGACCGGAAGAGACUUGUGGAGCUUUUGGACUUACAUAACAACAAAACGCUCUCUUGGGAUCAGUUUGCAGUAGCUGUCAAGGAAGCUCAUCAAGGACGACGAAUGGGAGAACCAACACAUCGGAAAGUUAUCUCCGAUAGACCGAAGGAAGAAGAUUACUUCUAUGCCAAUCCUCAAGAAUGUAUCACUAACCACUAGAGCAGGAUAAGUUUAGUUCUCGUUUCUUUCUUUGUUUAUAGACCUUUUUCAGUUUCUGUAAAGUAUGAGAUGAAACUAAAAAGAAUGUUGUUGU
Molecule: messenger RNA, 1659 nt
Organism: Arabidopsis arenosa
Lineage: Eukaryota; Viridiplantae; Streptophyta; Magnoliopsida; Brassicales; Brassicaceae
Source: the annotation of a GenBank genome assembly